AUGGGGAAUAUUCAUACAGUGGGGCCUAGUGAGGCCCUUGUUAUCUCCGGUGGAUGCUGUGGAGCUGCGAAUGUGCGUACGAUAAUUGGUGGAUGGGGGUGGGCUUGGUGGCUUAUCACUCAGGUUCAGAAGAUUUCACUAGGAGUAAUGACAUUAAAUCCGGUUUGCGAAAACGUGGAAACAUCAGAGGGUGUUCCUUUAACUGUGACAGGCGUAGCACAGGUCAAAGUGAUGCGGGACGAUAAGCUGCUUGAGGUAGCGUGUCAGCAAUUUUUAGGGAAAAAACAACGAGAUAUUCAAAACACCAUACUUCAAACAAUGGAAGGACAUUUAAGAGCUAUACUUGGAACUUUGUCAGUAGAAGCCAUCUACCGUGAUCGUGAUCAGUUUGCUGCCCUGGUUCGUGAGGUGGCUGCGCCGGAUGUAGGACGAAUGGGAAUCGAAAUAUUAAGUUUUACCAUAAAAGAUGUUUACGACCGUGUGGAAUAUUUGAAUUCUUUAGGACGUGCACAAACUGCAAAUGUAAAAAGAGAUGCUGACAUUGGCGUUGCUGAAGCUGAACGAGACGCAGGAAUUAAGGAAGCAGAAUGUGAUCGCUCUCGUCUGGAUGUUCGUUAUUCAGCUGAUACGCAUAUUGCAAAUUCAAGUCGUGAAUUUCAGCUGAAAAAAGCUAGUUUUGAUCAGGAGGUUAACACAGCUCGUGCUGAGUCUGAAUUGGCCUACAAAUUACAGGCUGCUAAAGAGAGACAAAAAAUUCGAACAGAAGAAGUGAACAUUAAUAUUGUUGAACGUCGUAAGCAAAUUGAAAUUGAAGAAAAAGGCAUAUUAUGUACUGAAAAAAAUAUGGAUGCUACUGUGCGUCGUCCAGCCGAAGCAGAAGCUUAUAGAUUACAACAAAUAGCUGAGGGUUAUAGAUCACAGAAAAUCCUUUUAGCUCAAGCUGAAGCCGAUGGUAUUCGUCUUAAAGGUAUUGCGAAAGCUGAAGCCAUGGAAGCUGUUGGACGAGCAGAAGCAGAGAGAAUGCGUUUGAGAGCUGAAGCUUAUAGCAAAUACGGUGAUGCUGCUAUUCUAAACCUCAUAUUGGAUACACUACCGCAAAUAGCUGCUGAAGUUGCUGCUCCACUGAGCAAAACUAAAGAAAUUGUCAUUAUGAAUGGGUCUACUGGUGAUGCAGCUAAUUUACAAUGUCUUACCAAUUUGGGUAAAGAUUUUACUACAUUAGUAGGAACUGUUCCUCAUGCUAUUCGAGCUCUAACAAACGUUGAUCUCAGUCAGACUAUUUCCAAGAUUCCAGGAGCUAAAGUUGUUCCACCAUAA
Messenger RNA from Schistosoma turkestanicum, 1317 nucleotides. The record is from the annotation of a GenBank genome assembly. Lineage: Eukaryota; Metazoa; Platyhelminthes; Trematoda; Strigeidida; Schistosomatidae.